AUGCCUCUCUCGCAGCCUGGCUCGGCAGAAAAAACGAUCCGCAAAAUUGAUAUCGCCCAGGUUUCUCUUAGUCUGCAAGAUCGAUUGGGCCUUGCCAAACUCAAGUACCAGCACGGUCGACUGCACGGUCUGAACCCGAACCAGCAGGAGAGCCGACCCGUUCUCGAGAGUGAUAAGCCUUCCGACUCUUCAUCCGAGUUCUCACGCAGUCGCUGCGACACCCCAUUCACCUCCCCUCCCCUCCAAGCUUCCACCUACUCCAAGGAGCUCCCUCGAUCCGCCCGCAAUAAACAUGCUGCGACCUUCAAUUCUCGUGCCAUGCAGCCCAUGCUUUCUGCUAGUCGAAAGCGCCUACGGUCUGACUCUGAUUCUGAACGUCCUGCGAAGGCACUUCGGGUCUCAUGGAAAAGUUCUUACCGGCUGCCGGAAUCCUCACCUGGCAUAAAUCGAUAUGGCAUGAGCCGACGUACACAAGUUCCCUUCAUGUCCGAGGCUACAAUCCCAGAAAUAUCAUCGCCUGUAUAUCCCAGACCGUCAGAGGAGAUCGAUCCCGAUCUGCCGCUGCACAGUUUCCAGACCAUGAGCCCAAUUGUAGGCUCCUCGCCUCCACGAACUCCUCCACCAAAACACCUGCGAUUGACCCGGAACAACCAGCGUCAGAACCACGAGGAUGGUGCAGAUUUGCUUCUAUAUCUCGCAAACUCCCCGACCCCUGCGCGGGUUGCAAGGGGCAACGGAAAUCAGGCCUUCCCACCUUCCACUCCUCCCAGCCAGCACGCAAUACUGCCAGGCAUGACACCUACACUGGGGGCAGGCAUGUUCGCCAACAUCAGCACCCCAAACCAGCAAUUCAAUUUCGCUGAUUUCGUGAAUGUGACCCCUAGCCCGGCGCAACCAACCUGGGGUGGCCGCACUCCAGGCAAUCCUGCUCGCACUCCGCUUACCAGCAACAGAAAGCGUUUGAACUUUGAUGCCCUGGUUCCUCCGAGCAACUCCAGCCCUCGACUUCGGGCCAAGGAAACCGGGCUGGUGCUACAACUCGGCGGCGAACUACACCCAUGA
Molecule: messenger RNA, 1062 nt
Organism: Penicillium digitatum Pd1
Lineage: Eukaryota; Fungi; Ascomycota; Eurotiomycetes; Eurotiales; Aspergillaceae
Source: RefSeq, a predicted model, not a curated record